Molecule: messenger RNA, 1872 nt
Organism: Grammomys surdaster
Lineage: Eukaryota; Metazoa; Chordata; Mammalia; Rodentia; Muridae
Gene: Tfcp2l1
Product: transcription factor CP2 like 1
Exons: 15
Coding region: 37-1476 (479 amino acids)
Biological process (GO): regulation of transcription by RNA polymerase II
Cellular component (GO): nucleus
Molecular function (GO): DNA-binding transcription activator activity, RNA polymerase II-specific; RNA polymerase II cis-regulatory region sequence-specific DNA binding
Source: RefSeq, a predicted model, not a curated record
UGCCACGCCCCGGCCGGUGCUGUGAGAGCCUCAGCCAUGCUGUUCUGGCACACGCAGCCCGAACACUACAACCAGCACAACUCUGGCAGCUACUUGCGUGAUGUGCUGGCUCUGCCCAUCUUCAAGCAGGAGGAACCUCAGCUAUCUCCUGAGAAUGGGGCCCGCUUGCCACCCCUACAGUAUGUGCUGUGUGCCGCCACCUCUCCAGCGGUGAAGCUACAUGAAGAGACCUUGACAUACCUCAAUCAAGGUCAGUCAUAUGAAAUCCGGCUGCUGGAGAAUCGGAAGCUAGGGGACUUCCAAGAUCUGAACACGAAAUACGUGAAGAGCAUCAUCCGUGUUGUUUUCCAUGACCGCCGGCUGCAGUACACGGAAUACCAGCAGUUAGAAGGAUGGAGGUGGAGCCGGCCUGGGGACCGCAUCCUGGACAUUGAUAUUCCACUGUCUGUUGGUAUCUUGGACCCCAGGGCCAGCCCAACCCAACUGAAUGCUGUGGAGUUUUUGUGGGACCCUGCAAAGAGAGCAUCUGCAUUCAUUCAGGUGCACUGUAUCAGCACAGAAUUCACCCCCAGGAAGCACGGGGGUGAGAAGGGAGUGCCUUUUCGGGUGCAGAUUGACACGUUUAAACAGAACGAGAAUGGGGAAUACACAGAGCAUCUACACUCUGCCAGCUGCCAGAUCAAGGUGUUCAAGCCCAAAGGAGCUGAUCGGAAACAGAAGACUGACCGGGAAAAGAUGGAAAAAAGGACAGCUCAGGAGAAGGAGAAGUACCAACCAUCCUAUGAAACCACCAUCCUCACUGAGUGCUCUCCGUGGCCUGACGUACCCUACCAGGCGAACAGCACUCCAUCCCCAAGCUACAAUGGCUCGCCCAACAGCUUUGGCCUCCGUGAAGGUAACAGCUCACCUAAUCACCCGGUGGAGCCCUUACCCCUGGGCAGUGAUCACCUGCUCCCAUCAGCCUCUAUCCAGGAUGCACAGCAGUGGCUGCACCGCAACCGCUUCUCACAGUUCUGCUGGCUCUUCGCCAGCUUCUCAGGUGCUGACCUGCUGAAGAUGUCCAGAGAUGAUUUGGUCCAGGUCUGUGGCCCUGCGGAUGGAAUUCGGCUCUUUAAUGCCAUCAAAGGCAGAAAUGUGAGGCCAAAGAUGACCAUCUAUGUCUGUCAGGAGCUAGAGCAGAACCAACUACCCCUGCCACAGAAGCAGGAUGACAAUGGGGACAACAACCUGUGUGUAUACCAUGCUAUCUUCCUGGAAGAGCUGACUACCCUGGAGCUGACAGAGAAGAUCGCCAGCUUGUACAGCAUUCCCGCACAGCACAUCCACCGGGUCUAUCGGCAGGGUCCUGCUGGUAUCCAUGUGGUGGUAAGCAAUGAGAUGGUUCAGAAUUUCCAAGAUGAGUCUUGUUUUAUCCUCAGCACGUUAAAAGCAGAAAGUAAUGAUGGCUACCACAUCAUCCUGAAGUGUGGACUCUGAGCAGCAGUGCCUGUGCCUGUCCCCGCCCCAUGGAUCUCUGGCUGUAGAAGGUGCACCACUGUCAGCAGCUGUCUCACCUGACAAGCUCAGACCAGAAGGGACUCUGCCCAGACCAGGAAAGCUACAGACGACCAUGGACACAAAGUCUGGCAUACAGAAAGCCAGUUGGUCCCCUUUUCCUUUCUUCUUGGCUUUUAGCUUUUUAACAGUUUCUUGUUCUAUUUCCCAGGCAGACAGUGGGAACAUGCAUCUCUUAAAACCCUGAGCCCUGUAGUUGGAGGCUCCUUUGGUGUAUUGGUCCUUCCUAACUAUUUUCUUGCCUCACCCUGAUCCUGCACCUUCUUCUCGAGUCUCUGUCUUCAUGGCUAGCUUUGCCAACCUCACAGGGACACCACA